Molecule: messenger RNA, 2159 nt
Organism: Girardinichthys multiradiatus
Lineage: Eukaryota; Metazoa; Chordata; Actinopteri; Cyprinodontiformes; Goodeidae
Product: forkhead box protein D2-like
Exons: 1
Coding region: 315-1136 (273 amino acids)
Biological process (GO): cell differentiation; regulation of transcription by RNA polymerase II; anatomical structure morphogenesis
Molecular function (GO): RNA polymerase II cis-regulatory region sequence-specific DNA binding; DNA-binding transcription factor activity, RNA polymerase II-specific
Source: RefSeq, a predicted model, not a curated record
AGCCUGUUUAUCAAGGGGGUGGAAAGGUUUUCCAAGAAUAAAAGUUGAGAAAAAAAAAGCAAGCCUGCUUAUCAAGUAAACUUGAAGUUUUUGAGUUAAUAUUUCUCUGGCAAGAAGAAGGUGUUUUGCCUGCUCUUGUUAUUUUGGGUUGUGUGAGCAGCAGUCUGCAGGGAGGCAAAGGAGGCGGAUGUUUAGAGUGGGAGGCUGCAGUCUAUGUUUUCGUUCAUGAAAAGGGAGCAGGGGGUCUUUACCCUAAGACAGCCUCUGAUCUCGCCUGUUGGGGCCCCAUCCCUCCAUAUGCUAUCCUCUGGACCAUGACCCUGGACCCCAGACCCAUGGAUGAGACGGACAUUGACGUCGAUGGUCAUACCGACUGUGAUGACACGGUGAGCGCGGAGUUUUGUGUAUUCAGUGAGAACCCCGCGUCGACCACGGCUCCUGCUGUCCCUGUACAGGAUGUUCAGAGCAGGAGAUCCGCCUCUAAGCCUCCGUUCUCUUACAUCGCUCUCAUCACCAUGGCGAUCCUCCAGAGCCCAAAGAAGAGGCUGACCCUCAGUGAGAUCUGUCACUUCAUCAUCCAGCGCUUCGCUUAUUAUCGGGAGAGGUUCCCUGCGUGGCAGAACUCCAUCCGCCACAACCUGUCUUUAAAUGACUGCUUCGUGAAAAUGCCACGGGAGCCCAGCAAUCCUGGCAAGGGGAACUACUGGACGCUGGAUCCCAUGUCUGCCGACAUGUUCGCAAACGGGAGCUUUCUUCGCAGAAGGAAACGUUUCAAGCGGCAGCGCUUGUAUCUGGGAGCGCUGAAGGAGCGCGCCCUGCAGGAGCGUUGCAGCCCGUCUGCGGACUCCCCGUUUGGGUCUGAACUCCACAGUACCGAUUCAAGCCACCAAGCGAGCUCAGGGGGCCGACUACGAUUCCAGGUUUGUCCCAGGAUCCCACCUGCGGGCAGCAUGACCCCAGCGCUCUCCUCGCUCCUCUCCGGGAAUUCUCUGCUCAUGUUUGAACACUGGACCGCAGGAUUCCCAUCAAUAGGUCCAAACCUUCUCCUUCCUUCCGCCUCGCUGCACGGAUUACCAUCCUAUCCCGCUUCCCAGAUGCCAGUUUUCUCCUUAAAGGUUUCUCCCAGUUUAAUCUAAGGUCAAGAAUCUUUUUUUUUGCAUUGAUUUGAACUGCAGUCAUCCUCUCUAUAGUAUAACUGUACAUGUGCAGCUAUAGGUUGUUCACACAAACAGGCCAUAUUUAUCGAUUUGACUAAUGUCUCACAUUUAGUGUUGGUUUAAAUAAAUCUGUUUGAUUCUAAAAGUACUGUGUGCAUAUGGAAUUAAUCAAAUGAUUCUUAAUUUAUGCUAUUUAAAAAAAAAUCAAGUUUAACAAUAUUUUAGAAAAUUGAGACUAAAAACUUAAAAAAAUUGAUAAUAAUAAUAAUGAUUAUAAUAAUAAUAAUACAGCAGUGUUCAGAAAAUAAACAGCAUAUUUGUUGAUCAGAGGGGCAUUUUUUUUUUUUUAUUGUUUUGAAGAAGAAAAAAAAAUUUAGGAAAACGCAACAUGUAAUAUUCAUUACAAUUAAACAGGACUGCAGUAGCGAUAUGAAUAAUUGUUUUGUUCGGUUUACACUAAAUGUAAUUUUCGGAUAAAUGCCUGUGUUUUAUUUUACGGUUAAGAAGCGUCAGAGAUUCUUUAAGCAAUAUAGACAUUCUGCCACACUAAUAAACGCACAAAGGAAUAUAAGAUUUAAUUAAGCUUUAAAGUUAAGGAGAUCCAGGUACGCUGUUCAGAGCACCGCAAGCUUUCUAACAAUGAAACUUCAGUAAUUUUUUCCCAUUUAAUAAGUUAAUGCAUUUUUCUCAAUACAAUUUAAAAGAUCUAUAUUAUGUUUCAGCAUGGGAGAGUACGGAAUAUCUUCAGCAGUUUUUUUGCAAAUGAUCUGAAACAGAAGUGGAUGCAAUUAAAUAAUGUUGUCCUGCAGGGGGCCAUCCUGACCGAUCCUUUCAUGUAAAAUAAUUGACGUCUGCUUCAGAGCGUUUCUUUAAAAACAAUAUAAUAAUAUGUAACUAUUUCAGUUGAUAAGAUACAGUAAAAUAGAUAUUUUACAUUAUUUGCACAUUCUUGUCAUAAUACUGAAAUGAGAUAAAUGUUAAAUAAAUGUGUUUUGCUCUAAA